Athalia rosae (coleseed sawfly) is the source of this 2088-nucleotide messenger RNA. RefSeq lists its product as uncharacterized. The transcript has a single exon. The coding region runs from base 28 to 1866 and encodes 612 amino acids. The record is from RefSeq and is a predicted model, not a curated record. Lineage: Eukaryota; Metazoa; Arthropoda; Insecta; Hymenoptera; Athaliidae.
UCGAAGGGUAGUCGGCGAGGAGAAGCUAUGAAGAGACGUUUCGCGUGGGGCGCGAUCGUUUUCCUAUUUUUCCAACUCGGGCUCCGAACGGCAUUCGCACGGGAGUCUCUACUGGGGAGAAGCCUCGACGACGCCGAGGAGCUGAGGUACGAUUGGAAGUCCUUGCUCCGCGAAAUGGAGAUAAAAAACUCGGGGAACCACAAAAUAAACGUCGUCCUCUCGAGCAGCGGAUGCUCGACGUGUCGGCGAGUCCUCGGCGUUCUAAUGAACGAGUCGAGACACUCGUUUCUGACGGUCGGUACGGGUGUCGCGGAGAAAUUCGCACCGGAGAACGAAAGCAGUUUCAAUCCCGAGGUGGGCUAUUACAAGUUCGUUUUGAUUCUCACGAAACGAUUGGACGAGUUUUCCGCUCACUUCGUUAAGCUGAGGGAGAAAUUUUCGUGGAACCCGAGAGCCCGGCAUCUGAUAUUCGCCGUUGAAAAACCGGACGAAUCGCAGAUGGAAAGAGUGUUCGCCGAAUUUUGGAAACGACAGGUUCUCAACGCAGCUCUGAUCGUUCGCAACAGCGACGAGGCAUUCACCUACAAUCCCUACUUGAGGAAGCCCCGCGAAACGGUCGAGAAGGUCGGCUGGUCGCGAAUGUUCUACAAAAAAUUGCGAAACAUGAACGGACAUCCGAUACGCGUCAAGUUCGUUCCGUACUCCUACGACGACCACGCGGUCUGGGUACCGGAAACCGGAACUCACAGAAUGCUGGGAUCGAAUUUCGAAUUCUCCGAGGCAUUCUUCUACAGCGUGAACGCCACGUCGCGUUACGUCAAUCUGGAGAGCGACGGAAUAACGGUGUACGCCAACUACAGCUGGCGCAUGAUGCGCUGGUUGGAUCGAACCUUCGAUACCUUCGAAUUGUGGCUGAACGUCGUCCCGAACAGUUUGGGUUUUCCGAUACGCACCGAACUGGGCUAUCCGGUUGGUAGGGACGACCUUUGCAUUUUGGUACGUAAAAGCGGCAUUAAAACACCGAGUAUUUUCGGUAUAUACGACAACGUCACGUGGAUCUGCACGGCCGCCGGUCUGUUGACCUUCGCCCUCUACUCCCACGUAUUUUACAAAUUGCGAAACAUAAACGACAACGCACUUCUGAGAACCUUCGGGAUUUUUUUGGGUAAAAAUUUGGCACCCAGGCACCACGGACUAUUGGAGAAAAGCCUGUUUCUCGUAUUGACCGUAUGGUCGUUGCUGAUUCUCAGCGCUUAUCAGGGCGCCCUUUACACGGCUCUGGCCACCGAGACCUAUUACCCCGAGAUCGACACGCUGCGCGACUUGUACGCGAAGGUGAAAACCGUCCGCACCUACAAAAACGUCGCCACCUUCUUCCGCACGAGCGCCGAAUCCGGCGUCAAGGUGAUCCCCUUCACGAACUUCGUCGAAGAAAUGCGAAUUCACAGAGACGAGGCGUUCGCGUUUCCUUGCAUAAUCGCUCACUUCGUCGUCAAGUGGAAGGUACUUUCCGAGAACGGGCAGCCCCUUUACCACGUGGUGGCUGACUACGCUCUGCCGGGUUUACUGGGGCAGACGUUCCCCUACGGUUCGCCGUACCUCGAAAAACUCGACGAGGUGAUUCGCGCGUGUCAAGAAGCUGGCUUGCAGGACUAUUGGGACAACGAGGCCCAUUUCUACGCCCUCUUGAAGGAGAUCGUUAUUCCAAACAUCACCGAAAGAUCGCCGAAAAAAUUGUCGAUGAACACGCAACUCACGGCUUUCUACAUUCUGAUAGCCGGAUUGCUGAUCAGCACCGUCUGCUACGCUCUGGAAAUCUACUAUCACGAAAACGUGGAGAAGAAGAAGAAACGAACGGAGUCGUAAAAAGUGCAAUAUCCGAGAGCGAUCGAUCCCAAAAAUGUCUUAAAAUGAGUGCAUACUAUUUACUGGUAUAUCAUGUUUUAUUCGGGGCUAACAAUAAGUAUCACUAGUAAUUUAAACUCAAUGAUGGUAAGCGUAGGCGGGAGCAGAGUAGGUCACGUGAGCUGACGGAGCGGCGUACGCGGAGUAAGUAAGAGGAGCUGGAUGAGCGACAGCUGGAGCCGA